Molecule: messenger RNA, 881 nt
Organism: Photinus pyralis (common eastern firefly)
Lineage: Eukaryota; Metazoa; Arthropoda; Insecta; Coleoptera; Lampyridae
Exons: 2
Coding region: 334-816 (160 amino acids)
Molecular function (GO): nucleic acid binding
Source: RefSeq, a predicted model, not a curated record
GUUUUCGCUAUAAAAAGCUUUGCACGUCAUAAACAGAAGAAAAUGGCAUGCCAAUUGAAAUCAAGAUUUGGCGGAUUUAUAUUCAUUAUUAUUUAGUUACUUUUUGGGAGAAUAAGUUGGCAGAUUCGGAAUUUUUUUUACAAUGUUGUCAAACGUUAUUUGUUGACAUUUGACACUUUGGUUCGGUUUUUGCCUGUGAAAGUUUUCGGUUAUUCUUGUGGUUGUUGUUAUUAUUCAUCUUCGCUCUUAGUGCAAAAAAAUGUGUUCUUUUCAGAACAAAAUUGCUGUUUGUUUGUGUACAUUCUACCGUUAUUUACAUUUGUACUCGCCACAAUGCCGAAAUAUUUGAACAGUAAAGCGAAGGAACUCCUUGCGUCUUUAAUUCAAUAUUUUGAACAGGAACGAGAUAAUGGGGGUUUCUUAUUACCAUUAGGUUCAGUUCGAGAGCGCAUUGUGGCAGCAUUACAUUUAAACAUUUCUACGGUCAGCAGAAUAUCCCAAGCUUUUAAACAAAACGAAGCUUUGAUAUCGCAGAUCUUGGUAUUUGCAUCUAAAAGUACUGGCGAUUACCACGGAGAAAUGAAUCGUGAAAACUUUUUACAUUGGUUUGAAAAACAAUUAUUAGUAAAUUUAGAAGAACCAAGUGUUAUCGUAUUGGACAAUGCUUCUUACCACAACACCUUAUUGACACAAAAUCCGAACAACUCGUGGAGAAAAGCAGAUUUUCAAGAUUGUUUACACAAUAAACUUGCACUUGCGAUUGUAACCUCAGAAAUGUGGAAAAAUUCAAUUAAUCACACCGAAAUAGUACAUUGAAAUACAAGUGCAGAAACGGUAUUAUUGAAAAACGAGUAUAAAUGUAGGAACACGAGCGCCAGCGA